AUGGCCUUCUUCUUCGUGGUAGGCACGAAGGACUUCACAAGUCCCCUGAAAGGGUAUGAGGGUAUAACAGCACAGUGCCACAACUGCGGCAAUUGGGCGGCGCAUCCUAUUCAAACCUGGGAUUGGUUUACAUUCUGCUUCUUGCCAAUCAUACCGCUUGGGGGCAAACACCAAGAUAUUGCCUGCUCAAUAUGUCGCUUUCGUCAAGACCUGCGGAACCGACCAGACGUACAAUCACAACAAGGGCAAGGUCCGACGCAGCUGCCUCCGCAGCAAGGGCCGCCACAAGGCUGGGCACCUCAAGCGCAGGGUGCACGCCAUCAAUAA
Exophiala viscosa is the source of this 327-nucleotide messenger RNA. RefSeq lists its product as uncharacterized. The record is from RefSeq and is a predicted model, not a curated record. The transcript has 3 exons. The coding region runs from base 1 to 327 and encodes 108 amino acids. Lineage: Eukaryota; Fungi; Ascomycota; Eurotiomycetes; Chaetothyriales; Herpotrichiellaceae.